GUGUCGGUAUGAAAGUAAACACUAUCCAUAUUCCCAGGGUAAUAGACCUGACGAAGCCUAUAAUGGAAUUCAGGACUCAAUUAUACUUUGUUGGACUAUUGGAGAGUAUCCGUUUUUGUUCCUUAGAUACUUGGGGGUCUAAGUGACUGUUGAAGGGCGUGGGCUUCUUGUUCUCACCGCAAUAAUUAAUGUAGGAUAUGCAUUGUUACCAAGUUCGGUAAGAUGAUCGUCACGGUGCGUGCGCCCUUCGCGUCCGGCGUCGCCAUGCGUCGGCAUUAUAGAAAAAUCGCGGCCCAUAAAAACUUCGGUCAACCCUUUCCGUGGCCGCAAUUCCCGCCGGUCAAGUUUUUCUGUUUGUUAUAGCGGAACCUUCAGGCCAUCCCGUUCCGGUUAUGACAGAUCCAAGCGCAACACAGACAGGUCUCAGGCCGCAACUAGACCACGUGGCUACGAAUGCCUCUUCGCCGAGUUAUAGGAGCAUCCGCAGGCUUGACAGCGGUCUAAAUCAUUUCGCAGAACUUGUUCAGAGUAUCAGUAAUCAAGAUGUGGAAGCCAGAUACAAGGUAGAAGAAGAAGACAACAGAGUACCGACGGACGAUACGCCAGACCCAAGCCAGUUCCAAGGUUCCGAAGGAAAAACGAUCAUAUCAUGGGAGGUUAACGACAAAGAAAAUCCCUACAAUUGGUCUCUAGGGCGGAAGACCUUCAUUGUCACAUCGUCAAUGGCUACGGUUGCCAAUAGCACCUUGGGCAGUUCUCUGCCAAGUAUGGCUAUCCCUUAUAUGACAAAAGAAUGGGGAGUUACUAAUCAAACACAAUUUGUCCUUCCAAUAUCUACGUAUCUCCUAGGCUAUGUGUUUGGGCCCAUUUUCUGGGGGCCGCUAAGCGAACAUCUUGGACGCCGAAAUAUCUCUACGGGAUGCUUCAUAAUGUACGUAAUCUGGACUCUGGCCUGUGCCCUCGCUCCGAAUUGGCCAGCGAUGCUUGUAUUUCGAUUUUUCGUGGGAGCAUGUGCCAGCGCGCCGAUUGCAGUAGUCAGUGGGAUUCUGGCGGACUUAUUUAAUGAUCCAGUCACACGUGGUCGAGCUAUGGCAUGCUUUAUGGCCAUGACUGCCUUAGGGCCCCUAUUAGCUCCAAUCAUAUCCGGUUUCUGCUCGACAAGUAUCGGUUGGCGAUGGACCUUCUGGAUCGGCCUUAUGAUUGCUGGAGUGACGUUAAUAAUGGCAUUUUUCCUCCCCGAGACUUACGCGCCGGUUCUCCUUAGCCAAAGGGCGGCAAAAAUUCGAAAGGCAGACCCUAAAGCCCAGGUUUACUCCGCUUCAGAGCUUGAGCCGCAUGACUAUAAACAGCUGUUCACCAGAGUCUUAACACGGCCCAUCCGUAUGAUAUUAACCGAACUUAUUGUGACAGCGACGUGUCUCUAUCUUUCAUUAGUCUACACAAUCUUUUAUAUGUCAUUUCAAGCGUUCCCAAUUAUAUUCCAGGAUAUUUAUGGUCUAUCUCCUGGAGUCACUGGUUUAUGCUACCUGCCCGUUGGUGUCGGUGCACUUCUUUCCGUCCCUAUAUUCUUCGGGUAUGAUCGCAUAGUUUUUAACGCCAAAGCCCGUGGUACUCCAUGGUCACAGGUGGAGGAAUAUCGUCGGGUCCCAUUAGCAUGUUUGGGAGGACCCUUAUUUGCGAUAUCCUUAUUCUGGCUUGGAUGGUCAUCGCGAACAAACGUGCCAUUUGUUGUGCCAAUGCUAGCUGGUAUUCCUUUUGGCGGAGGUUAUAUGUUGAUAUUCAUGGCACUGCUGAACUACCUCACAGAUGCUUAUGAGAUCUUCGCAGCGAGCGCGAAUGCAGCUGCUAGUUCUUGCCGCUCUGUAUUCGCAGUUGUUCUUCCGCUAGCGACAACACCUAUGUUCGCGCGGUUAGGAGUCAGUGGGGCCUGCAGUUUACUCGGGGGUUUGAGUCUACUUAUGUCCGUUAUACCUUUUAUCUUUAUCUGGAAGGGUGAGGAUAUUCGAGCAAGAUCUAAAUUUUGCAUCGCGUUGAAAGAACGAAAGCUUGAGAUGGAGCGGAAGAAUGAGGAGGAGAGACAGAAGAAAGCCAGGGUGCUUGGUAAUAACGGCGUUGCAGAUGAAAAGGAGAUUGAAGUCUAAGAGGUAGGUAGGUACCUAAUACAGCUAAUACUACCCAAGAUAUAGUAUGUACAUAUAAUUAGAACUUCUAACUA
Messenger RNA from Daldinia vernicosa, 2215 nucleotides. Its product is annotated as MFS general substrate transporter. Gene Ontology annotation, molecular function: transmembrane transporter activity. The coding region runs from base 393 to 2141 and encodes 582 amino acids. Gene Ontology annotation, biological process: transmembrane transport. The transcript has 6 exons. Lineage: Eukaryota; Fungi; Ascomycota; Sordariomycetes; Xylariales; Hypoxylaceae. The record is from RefSeq and is a predicted model, not a curated record.